Molecule: messenger RNA, 2168 nt
Organism: Prosopis cineraria
Lineage: Eukaryota; Viridiplantae; Streptophyta; Magnoliopsida; Fabales; Fabaceae
Product: glycosyltransferase BC10
Exons: 2
Coding region: 396-1508 (370 amino acids)
Cellular component (GO): membrane
Molecular function (GO): glycosyltransferase activity
Source: RefSeq, a predicted model, not a curated record
CUUCCCAGUCAUCGACCCCACGCGUUCCUUCGAUGUCUCGCCCUGUGCAAGUCUCGACUCCACAUUCUCUCUCCACAGUAGAGUCUCCUCCCUCUUUCCUCUCCCAUUCUUGUCAGUCUAGUGCUCGCAAACACCUAACAUAAACCCACCAAUUUUCCUUUCGAGUUUUCUCUCACUUUCUUCGGAGAGGAAAAAUCACAUCUUUAUGAGUUCUUUUUUCUCACAAUUCCAGGCCUUUCUGCUGAAAUUCAGUUGCACACUUUCUUCCUGAAUUUCCUGCACUCUCUUUCACAAUUCCAGACCAUGUAUCCCACACUCUAUCCCCACGAGUUUCUAAACCCUUUUCAUCGAUUUCACCCAUUUUUCUUUCCCCCCUGAGAUUUGCUCCUAGUUCCAUGUUCUCAACCCCAUAUGUUCUCUCGUUCUCUCUUCUCUUGUCUCUUCCGAUCCUCUUCUUCUUCCUUGCCCCUCACAUCCUCCCUCCUCGACACUCCGUCCCCAUUUCCCUCGACGACGAGCUCGACGAUCUUGCUCUCUUUCAUCGCGCCGCUGCACAAUCGUCCUCGUCGUCCCCUCCAAAUGACCCCAACAGACACUUCCAUCUUUCGUCAUCCAAGUAUCCAAAGCUCAAGAUCGCUUUCUUAUUCCUCACAAAUUCUGACCUCCAUUUUGCCCCUCUCUGGGAUCAAUUCUUCAAUGGCAACCCCACCGAUUUGUACAACAUUUAUGUUCACGCAGAUCCUGCCGUAAAUGUCACGCGCCCAACCAGCGGCGUUUUUAAGGGACGAUUCAUCGGGGCCAAGCGGACCUUUCGCGCGUCUCCCACUCUUAUCUCUGCCACCCGCCGGUUGCUUGCCACCGCGCUUCUUGACGAUCCCGCCAAUGCCUAUUUUACCGUCCUCUCGCAGUACUGUAUCCCUCUCCAUUCUUUCCGAUAUGUGUAUCGUUCCCUUUUUGUGUCCCCAACCUUCGAUUUGACCUCCUUUGAAUAUGAUCCUGAAGCGGCUCGGCUGGGUGUACGACUGAUGUACAAGAGUUUCAUCGAGAUUCUCUCCAAGGAGCGUAUCCUUUGGAAACGAUACAUUGCUAGAGGUCGAUUCGCUAUGAAGCCCGAGGUGACAUUCCAACAAUUUCGAGUUGGAUCUCAGUUUUUCACGCUCACGCGUCGACAUGCAAUGUUGGUGAUAAAAGAUCGGGUCCUCUGGGGAAAAUUCAAGUUGCCUUGUUAUAGAGACGACGAGUGCUACCCUGAAGAACAUUAUUUUCCUACUUUGUUAUCAAUGGCGGAUCCAGAUGGUUGCACCAAAUACACCCUGACGCGUGUCAAUUGGACGGGUACGGUGAAUGGGCACCCUUAUACAUAUAAGCCCGCUGAAGUAUCGACGGAGCUGAUUCGUCAACUCCGGGUGUCGAACUACUCGGAAUCUUAUCUGUUUGCUCGAAAAUUUACCCCUAAUUGCUUGGAAAAGUUGAUGGGCAUAGCUAAAUCGGUCAUAUUCAAGGACUGAAAUCUGAACACGGUGAAAACUUCAGAGUUAAGAAAUCUCUGGUGAAGUUGGAAUUUUUUACCGUUGGACUAGUUUGAUGGAGAUAUAUGGUUUGAAGGGGCAUGAACAGCUGACGACCCAUACACCCUAAGCUCUCCAACGCAGAGAGCCGGGAUGCAAGUAAUACUGGUUCAAGAAAUGAAUCAAAAAAGGCAGGUGGAUAUUGGACACCAGCGCGAGCUUGAAACCUAAAAGGAAAAGGCAAGUACUUCAGUCAUGUGUGUUCUGUUGGUGUGAAAAAAGAAACAGUGGUCGUGCUCAAUUAGCUGUCAACUUGUUAUAAAAGAUUGUGUUGGCUAUUUAUCCUUUUUGGAAACUGUACAUAGAGUUCUGGACAACAUUCAUUAAAGGUCUACAAUGUACUUUAGGAUGAAACGAAACGAAUCCUGUUGCCAAAACUUGAGGGAACAGUUACUACAAGUGGGGAGGGGGGGGGGUUCUGGCCAAUUGCUUCUCCCAUCUCUGUACUAUAUACCUUUAUUUCCACCAUUCAAAGAAAUUCAAUGUAGACAUGGAAGAAUGAUGUCGAUUUUACUAUAAUGGUUAUUUGAUCUGUUUAUCAGACAUGUAAUUAUGCUGAUAGUAUAUUUUGUUAUAAUAUUUAGUUGACAUGUUCGAGUC